GCACCAUCAGUUUAACCGCCUUAGGCCAGUCAGUGGGGACGAGAGCCGCAAAGGAUACUCUCGGCGCAGACAGGCUAGUGGGCUGAGGUGGGACAUUCUGUGGGAGUGCGCAGCGCAUUGCCCCUUCCCUAGCCAGGCUUGCGACCUGUCUGUCCUCCAUCCUGUCUUACCACUGUGGUCCCGGCGGGCAAGUUACAGGAGGGAGAGGGAACACAUCCCACCUUUAGGACUAAGAUCCUUUGCUGUCUAGAAGCUUCCUUUGUUUAUCAUUCUGCUAGGACAAUGAUGCUCUCCAGUCAGCAAUUUUUAGGGAAAAUUUGGUGUCAAGGAACACCAAAGUCUAAGGCCUGGACCAAAUCUGCUCUACUGCCUGUGGUGAAUUCUUCCAGCUAAGAAAUGGAGCGUCUGGUGUAUGCUUAGUAAGCGCCAUACAGCUCAGACUGAGAGCACAGACAAAACAACAGCUCUUGGAGUAUAAGUCCGUGAUCGACGCAAAUGAAGAAAAAACUCCAGAACAGAUCAUGCAAGAAAAACAAAUUGAAGUUAAAAUUGAAGACCUGGAGAAUGAAAUAGAAGAUGUAAAAAGUAAUUUUGAAGUGAAAAGUCUCGCACUGAGCAGGAUGAAACUUUCAGCUGCCCUUCAGAAUAACUUGGAGAACAUGGGCCCUGAGAGUAGUCUGCUCACUGAUGACAUGAAGCACGUGAUGCAGCUACAGAAGUUAAUAAUGAAGUCCCAGGAGGAGUCUAAGGAACUGGAGAAAAAGCUGCUUGAUGUCAGAAAGAAGAGACUACAACUAAAACAAGCUUCAAGAAGUAAGCUUUUAGAAAUACAAACAGAGAGGAACAAACAGAAAGAGGAUGUGGACAAGAUGGAGAAUUCUGAAGUGGUAAAGGCCAUGAAAGACAAGCUACAGUUGGAGAUAAAGAUCACUACUGUCAUUCAACAUGCAUUCCAGGGCCUUAUUUUGGGGAGUAAAACCAACUGGGCAGAGGAUCCUACACUCAGAGAGCUUGUGCUGCAGCUGGAGAAGAAUCUCACUACACUGUAAUAAGACUCUCACCUUGGCAUUUUAAAAUGGGUUUUGUGGCCAAUCUGUCAUUCCAGGAUCAGAGUUCAUGGGAAAUGUAAAUAGUGUUUUUAGAACCUUUCUCUGCUUCAGUGUUUGGAUUUCGAGUUGAUGCUAUGGCACGGAAUCUUUUGUUUUAAAUGUGCUCAGUAAAGUGACUGGCAUACUCUGCAGGAGUGUGAACGUCGAGGCCUUGGAAAGAGGCCCCUGCUCAUGCCACCACUGAAUGUGCACAUCUUUGCAGACGUUUUCCUGGCUGUCCCUCAGAAUAUGCUUAUGCAUCUGUGCACACUGGCUUGUCAGCCAAAAAUUAGAACAGCGUCCGAAGGGUAACGUUGUGUUUGUGAAGUAAGGUUCUUACUUUUUUCUCCUUCUCUAUUUAGCAUGCAUUUUACUUUUAUAAGUUAAGGAAUAAAAAGAAUAAACAUUA
This is a messenger RNA of Rattus norvegicus (Norway rat), 1497 nucleotides long. RefSeq names its product centromere protein H (gene Cenph). Gene Ontology annotation, molecular function: kinetochore binding. Lineage: Eukaryota; Metazoa; Chordata; Mammalia; Rodentia; Muridae. The record is from RefSeq and is a predicted model, not a curated record. Gene Ontology annotation, cellular component: nucleus; nucleoplasm; inner kinetochore. Gene Ontology annotation, biological process: kinetochore assembly.